Messenger RNA from Ornithorhynchus anatinus (platypus), 1580 nucleotides. Its product is annotated as 1,25-dihydroxyvitamin D(3) 24-hydroxylase, mitochondrial. Gene Ontology annotation, cellular component: mitochondrial inner membrane. Gene Ontology annotation, biological process: glucocorticoid biosynthetic process; cortisol metabolic process; cellular response to peptide hormone stimulus. NCBI's taxonomy places the organism in Eukaryota, Metazoa, Chordata, Mammalia, Monotremata, Ornithorhynchidae. Gene Ontology annotation, molecular function: iron ion binding; heme binding; monooxygenase activity. The transcript has 12 exons. Bases 111 to 1370 code for a protein of 419 amino acids. The record is from RefSeq and is a predicted model, not a curated record.
CCGGGCCCUUGGCCUGGCCCCUGCUGGGCAGCCUGCCCCAGAUCCUCUGGAAAGGAGGCCUCCAGAAGCAGCACGACGCGCUGGCCGCGUACCACCAGAAGUUCGGCCAGAUGUUCCGGCUGAAGCUGGGCUCCUUCGAGUCGGUGCACGUGGGCCGGCCGGGCCCGCUGCAGGACCUCUACCGCCGGGAGGGCCGCGCCCCCCUCCGCCUCCGCAUCGAGCCCUGGAAGGCCUACCGACACCUCCGCGGGGAGGGAGACGGCCUGCUCCUCCUGGAAGGAGAGGACUGGCAGAGGGUCCGAAGCGCCUUUCAAAAGAAGCUUAUGAAGCCCAAGGAAGUUAUGAAGCUGGACACCAAAAUCAAUGAGGUCCUGGGUGAUUUUAUACAAAGAAUAGAUGAACUCUGUGAUGAAAAUGGCAGAAUUAAAGAUUUGUAUGCUGAGCUGAACAAAUGGUCAUUUGAAAGUAUUUGUCUGGUGCUCUAUGAAAAGAGAUUUGGACUUCUGCAGAAGAAUGCUGGAGAUGAAGCUUUGGACUUCAUCAUGUCCAUAAAAACGGUGAUGAGUACAUUCGGUAGGAUGAUGGUGACUCCAGUUGAACUCCACAAACUUCUUAAUACCAAAGUUUGGCAAGCUCACACUGAAGCUUGGGACACCAUCUUUAAAUCAGUUAAAUCUUCCAUCAAUAACAGGCUGGAAAGAUAUUCUGAGAAGCCCAGUGAGGAUUUUCUUUGUGAUAUUUACCACCACAACUCGCUUUCUAAGAAAGAAUUAUAUGCAACAGUCACAGAGCUCCAGAUAGCUGCAGUGGAAACGACUGCUAACAGCUUGAUGUGGAUUCUCUAUAAUUUGUCUCGGAAUCCCCAUGUGCAAGAGACACUCCUUAAAGAAAUACAGACUGUGUUGCCAGAUAAACAGACGCCAAACGCCAAGGAUCUGCAGAAUCUUCCUUAUUUAAAAGCCUGCCUGAAAGAAUCUAUGAGAAUAACACCUUCGGUGCCAUUUACAACUCGGACUCUGGACAAAGAAACUACCCUUGAGGAAUACACCCUCCCUAAAGGAACUGUAGUGGUGCUAAAUACUCAGGUCCUAGGGACUAAUGAAGAAAGUUUUAAAGACUGGAGUAGGUUUAGGCCGGAGCGCUGGCUUCUGGAGAAGAAGAAAAUUAACCCAUUCACUCACCUUCCAUUUGGUAUGGGCAAGAGGAUGUGCAUUGGACGACGUUUGGCAGAGCUCCAAAUUCACCUCGCUCUCUGCUGGAUUGUGCGAAAAUACAACAUUGUUGCAACAGACAGCAAACCUGUGGAAAUACUGCACUUGGGCCUGCUCAUGCCUGAUAGAGAACUUCCCAUUGCUUUACGCCGACGAUAAGUUAGACCAGAUCCAAAAAUUGGUUGAAAUAAGAAGUGACAGAAUUGCAGAACUGUGGAGCUGGAAAUGACUUGAAGAGGCCGUUCACCGCCUUCAAACACCUCUUACUAGUUGGUAUCUUGUUAAUGGUUAAGGUGCAUGCCAAAACAUUUAUUUAGAAACCUGUAUCUGUGUUUGCUUCGGAAAUAUACUUUAGCUAAAUAUUGGUCA